Phycodurus eques (leafy seadragon) is the source of this 802-nucleotide messenger RNA. Its product is annotated as trypsin-3. Gene Ontology annotation, biological process: proteolysis. Gene Ontology annotation, molecular function: serine-type endopeptidase activity. NCBI's taxonomy places the organism in Eukaryota, Metazoa, Chordata, Actinopteri, Syngnathiformes, Syngnathidae. The transcript is spliced from 5 exons. Bases 3 to 746 code for a protein of 247 amino acids. The record is from RefSeq and is a predicted model, not a curated record.
UCAUGAAGUACUUCAUUGUCCUAGCCUUGUGUGCUGCAGCUUUUGCUGCUCCCAUUGACGAUGAGGACGACAAGAUUGUUGGAGGAUAUGAGUGCAGAAAGAACUCUGUGGCCUACCAGGUCUCUCUAAACGCUGGCUACCACUUCUGUGGAGGUUCCCUGAUCUCCAGCACCUGGGUGGUGUCUGCCGCUCACUGCUACAAGUCUCGCAUCCAGGUGCGUCUUGGUGAGCACAACAUCGCCGUCAAUGAGGGCACGGAGCAGUUCAUCAACUCUGCCAAGGUCAUCAGACAUCCCAGAUACAGCAGCCGCAACCUGGACAACGACAUCAUGCUCAUCAAGCUGAGCAAGCCCGCCACCCUCAACAGCUAUGUGCGCAUUGUCUCCCUGCCCUCCGGCUGUGCCAACUCUGGCACCCGCUGUCUGAUCUCUGGAUGGGGCAACAUGAGCGGCUCUGGAAACAACUACCCUGAUCGUCUGAGGUGCCUGGAUGCUCCCAUCCUGAGCGACAGCAGCUGCAGGAACUCCUACCCUGGACAGAUCACCUCCAACAUGUUCUGUGCUGGAUUCCUGGAGGGAGGCAAAGACUCCUGCCAGGGAGACUCUGGUGGUCCCGUGGUGUGUAACGGCCAGCUUCAAGGUGUCGUGUCCUGGGGUUACGGUUGCGCCCAGAGGAACAAGCCUGGUGUCUACGCCAAGGUCUGCAACUACAACUCCUGGAUUCGUAGCACCAUGUCAUCCAACUGAAUGGAUGAAUGUCAGCGUGGAAUUACCAUCUGUCCAUGUGUUAAAUAAUCAUUACA